AUGGCAUGGGAUAAUCAGACCUCCAACUCUGACUUCCUCCUGCUAGGAAUCUUCAAUCACAGUCCCACCCACACCUUCCUCUUCUCUCUGGUCCUGGGCAUCUUUGCAGUGGCCUUCAUGGGGAACUCAGCCAUGGUUCUCCUCAUCUACCUGGACACCCAGCUCCACACCCCUAUGUACUUCCUCCUCAGCCAGCUGUCCCUCAUGGACCUCAUGCUCAUCUGCACCACUGUUCCCAAGAUGGCCUUCAACUACUUGUCUGGAAAGAAAUACAUCUCUCUGGCAGGUUGUGGAACCCAGAUAUUCUUCUAUGUGUCCCUGCUUGGAGCUGAAUGUUUCCUGUUGGCUGUGAUGGCUUAUGAUAGGUAUGUUGCCAUUUGCCACCCAUUAAGAUAUCCAGUUCUCAUGAGCCAAAAAAUCUGUAGUCUCAUGGCUACUUCUUCUUGGAUCCUUGGUUCCCUUGAUGGUGUAAUUGAAGUUGCAGUUGCACUGUCCUUCUCAUACUGUGGUGCCCGGGAAGUACCCCACUUUUUCUGUGAUGUUCCUGCCCUUCUUACUCUCUCGUGUGAUGACACCCUGAUGUUUGAAAGGAUGAUAUUCAUCUGCUGUGUCAUUAUGCUUCUUUUCCCUGUAGCAGUCAUAAUAGCUUCCUAUGUUCAUGUCAUUCUGACUGUAAUUCGCAUGGGAUCUGGAGAGAGUCGCCACAAAGCCUUUGCUACCUGCUCUUCUCACCUUAUGGUGGUGGGAAUGUACUAUGGAGCAGCCAUGUUUAUAUACAUGCGGCCCACUACUGAUCGAUCACCCACCCAGGACAAGAUGGUGUCGGCCUUCUAUACUAUCCUCACCCCCAUGCUGAACCCUCUCAUCUACAGCCUCCGCAACAAAGAGGUGACCCGAGCAUUCAUGAAGGUGUUAAGGAAGGACCAGUCUGGAGAGCAAAUUGUCUAA
Carlito syrichta (Philippine tarsier) is the source of this 948-nucleotide messenger RNA. Its product is annotated as olfactory receptor 2M3-like. The transcript has a single exon. Bases 1 to 948 code for a protein of 315 amino acids. Gene Ontology annotation, biological process: G protein-coupled receptor signaling pathway. Gene Ontology annotation, molecular function: G protein-coupled receptor activity; olfactory receptor activity. Gene Ontology annotation, cellular component: membrane. The record is from RefSeq and is a predicted model, not a curated record. NCBI's taxonomy places the organism in Eukaryota, Metazoa, Chordata, Mammalia, Primates, Tarsiidae.